Messenger RNA from Melanaphis sacchari, 3005 nucleotides. It is a transcript of the gene mas, whose product is annotated as protein masquerade. Lineage: Eukaryota; Metazoa; Arthropoda; Insecta; Hemiptera; Aphididae. The record is from RefSeq and is a predicted model, not a curated record. Gene Ontology annotation, biological process: proteolysis. Gene Ontology annotation, molecular function: serine-type endopeptidase activity.
CGGCGGCGGCGACGAUCACAAACGUUUCGCGUGAUCCGCCAGCAACAGACGUCACGAACGCACGUCGCGCCGCAUCUCGUUCCGCGUCCACACCGACGAGUGCGCGAUAUCCUUUACCCCGCCGCCCCCGCAUACACACGCGCCCGCGCGCGAUUCGGUCUGCGGUGUUUGUACGCGUUUCGAGACGGUCGUGUCCUGUCCCGUCUGCGAGAGUGGUGCGCACGGGAAACGAGACAACGUGACAUUAUACGACCCGCACGGACGGGGGUAGUUUUCGGUGGACGCUCUGAGGCGCUGCACUGCAGCGCGUGCGAAACACGACUCGACCGUCAUGACGACUUGCAGAAGUCUGCCGAUUCGCAGCCACGCGGCCCGCGAACGACGUCGUUGACGGGUGUUUCGAAGUCGUAGCCUCCGCCGCCGCCGCACGCCCUCCGUCGGGGGUGUCCGCGUCCGUUUCCGGUGUAGCCGUCGUCUCCUCCGCAGCCGCCACCGCCGCCGCCGCCGCCGCAACCCCCCCUAGUCGGCGGGCAUCCCGACGACGUCCACACACCGCCACGCGAUGGCCCGAUCCGGGGUCGUGGCGCCCCUCAUCCAGUUGCUGCUGUGCGCGGCCGCGCUGCGGCCCGCCGCAGUGAUGGUCAGCGGCCAGGACGCAGACUCAUUGGCCAGCAGUUUUUUCUCAGGUUUACUGGACACUAUCACUAGUACGGCGGACAGCAAGGACUGCCCUGGUGUAUGCGUACACACGCUAGCCACACUCAUAUGUUACGAGGUGCUGGAAAACGUCAAGUGUCCUAGCCCAACGAUGCGAUGCUGCGUGGAACCUCCCCCGUUGCCAGCCAACGGCACGGCGGCCGCCGUCAACAAGGUGGAUCAAACUACACCGACCACAACGUCCAGCGCCCGCCCGCAAGCGGUCUCUUCUAGCAGUCAACAACAGAGGCCGGCUGUGAACUCGUCGUCCGCGGACAAUCCGGGGAUCGUGUGUCCGGGAGUGUGUGUGGCGGAGAGAAUAGCGGACUACUGCGAGGCCGUGCUGAACGUGACGGAGAUGUGCAAGACGGGUCUGCGGUGUUGCGUGUCCAAGGACGCGUUCGCCGGCGCCGAACAUCUGGUCGUGUUGGACAGGAACUCGACCAGGAUCAGCGUGAGCAACGCGCCACACCGGCCGCCGGCACCGCCGUCCACCACGACCACCGCGGCAACGACCACGACGACGGCCGCGGCGGACGCGUCGGCGGCCGCACCCGCGCCGCCCGUGGGCAGCAAACAGUGUCGCGGCGAGUGCGUCAGCGGGCUGUUCGCGCUGUUCUGCGACGACGUGGACGCCGACGCGUACUGUCCGGGCGACGACAGCAGCUGCUGCGUCACCGCGCCCGCCGACGGACAGCCGGGACAGCCGGGCCAGCAGCAGCAGCAGCCGCCGCCGCCGCCGCCGCCGUCGCGUCCCGCCCAGCCGCCCAGACAGCCGUCGGCCAAGCCGCCGCCCGCGUCCACCACGGCCGCGGGACCGCCGUGGCCCAAGUGCCCGGGCUUCUGUCUGCUCAACCUGAUGGCCGCGUUCUGCGAACGGCCGUCGCUGGUCUCGUAGUCCACGUGCAAACGCGGCUCGGUUGCUGCGACAACACCAGGCAGCGGCCGCCCGUCGUCCUCGAACGCCGUCAAGCCCAAGCCGGCCGCCGCGCCGACCACCACCACGGCGGCCACGCCGCCCGCACCGCCCGACGGACGGCCAGAGUGCCCGGGAUCGUGCAUCGUCCCUUACUUGUCGUUCACUUGUUUCAGAAACGCCGAAAUGACGGACGUAUUCAAAUGCCGAAAACCGGGGACGCAGUGUUGUGCUUCAAAAACUCAAAUCCGCGAAGUUGUCGAACAGAAGACUGGCGUCAUCAACCAAGGGGCCAAUUCACAACAAUCUACACCGCAAACCUAUGGCGGAUUCACGCACAGAAACGAUACUAUACCGCCGUUUAGGCCGCACGUACCCAGUUCGUUACAAGUAUACACCCCGUCACCAGUCGAUUAUUCGGCGAAUCCUACAGUGUCCACGCUGACCACAUCAAAUCCUGUACCUUCCAAACCACCAACUUAUAGCAAGUACGUAUGCGGUGUAAAGGGAACGUCUAGGACGAGGACGUCGAGAGUAGUCGGCGGUGAAGACGCAGACGCGGCCGAGUGGUGUUGGCAAGUGGCGUUGAUCAACUCCUUAAAUCAAUAUCUAUGCGGUGGAGCAUUGAUCGGCACUCAGUGGGUGUUGACCGCUGCGCAUUGCGUGACAAACAUUGUGAGGUCCGGCGACGCGAUCUACGUGCGCGUGGGCGAUCAUGAUCUGACCCGAAAGUACGGGAGUCCGGGAGCCCAAACGCUCCGGGUGGCCACCACGUACAUCCACCAUAACCACAAUUCUCAGACUCUGGACAACGACAUUGCUCUGCUCAAGCUCCACGGUCAAGCCGAGCUCAAGGAUGGUGUGUGCCUGGUUUGUCUACCGGCAAGAGGUGUCAGUCAUGCAGCCGGAAAGAGGUGUACGGUCACAGGGUAUGGGUAUAUGGGAGAAGCAGGCCCGAUACCGUUACGAAUUCGUGAGGCUGAGAUCCCGGUGGUCAGCGAUACGGAGUGCAUUCGCAAGAUAAAUGCAGUCACCGAGAAGAUAUUUAUACUCCCAGCCAGUAGCUUUUGCGCCGGUGGUGAGGCCGGAAACGACGCCUGUCAGGGAGAUGGUGGUGGACCUCUUGUGUGUCAAGACGAUGGAUUUUUCGAAUUGGCUGGAUUGGUGUCUUGGGGUUUUGGAUGCGGCAGAAUAGACGUACCUGGUGUAUACGUUAAGGUUUCGUCAUUUAUUGGCUGGAUCAAUCAAAUUAUAAGUGUAAACAAUUUAUAAUUUUGAAUAUUCAAACAUUAAUUUGAAUCAGUUCAAAUCUACAUUAUCAAAGUCGAACAUUGUUUAAAUUUAGUUUAAAUUUAUUAAUAAUUUAUUUAUUUAUUAUUUAUUUUGUAUAUAA